This is a messenger RNA of Punica granatum (pomegranate), 1616 nucleotides long. NCBI's taxonomy places the organism in Eukaryota, Viridiplantae, Streptophyta, Magnoliopsida, Myrtales, Lythraceae. The record is from RefSeq and is a predicted model, not a curated record.
GGGGGGGCGCGGUUCAUUGGAGCAAACUCACUAUAUACCAUAGACGUGGAGGCAGCAGAAUCUCACGUCCCAUGGACAGACCGCUACCUCUAGACUACCACGACCACUACCUGUCGUGUCGUAUAUACUCCAUUUUAUUUUAUUUUAUUUGGGUUGGGUGAAUACUUCGCUUGGGUUCCCUCUUCUCAUUUCUCUGCUAUAUCAGUAACCAUAAGAAUGGCAAAAAUGGCGGCAGAUGUUGCCUGCGUGAGGAGAGCCGCUUUUCCAUUUGGGUUAGAACCCAACAGGCAUUCUUCCUCGAGAAGGGACAAUAUGAACACUUGCAGACUCUGGAGUCGCUCUGUUCGAGCUUGCAGCUCCAUGGCCAUGGACGGCAAAAGCAAGGUCUACAGAGAGUUAGGUUUGUUUUCAUUGAAAAAGAAGAUUGAAGACACGGUUCUUCGUGCUGAGUUGAUGGCAACAUCUGCACUUGAGCUCGAGGAGGCUAGAAGGAUUAGGCAAGAGGAGAUGAUCAGGAAUUAUGACCUUUGGGAUGACCCAGCUAAAUCAAACGAUAUCCUUGUCGAACUGGCUGAUUCUGCUCGAGCAGUUGAUGCCCUUAAAGAUCUAGCAUACAAGGCAGAAGAAGCAAAGCUGAUAACGCAGCUUGCUGAGAUGGACGCUAUCAAUUAUGGUCUCUUUGAGCAAGCAUAUACUGCAUCUUUAGAUGUGAGCAAGUUUUUGGACCAGUAUGAGAUGCUUAAGCUUCUCAAGGGACCCUACGAUGCAGAGGGAGCUUCCAUGGUAAUAAAUGCUGGGCCUGGCGGCAUGCAUGAUGAGCUCUGGGCACAGCAACUGCUUAGCAUGUACUUAAAAUGGGUCGAGAAGCAAGGCCACAGAGGAAGGAUCAUCAACAAGUUACAGUCAAAGAACGGCGCCAUCAGUUCUGCCACAGUCGAAUUUGAAUUUGACUAUGCAUACGGCUAUCUUCAGGGGGAGAAAGGUGUUCAUCACAUGUUGAGCAGUUCUGAAAAAGGAUCAACAGGUCAUGAGGUCAGUGUAGCGGUGGUUGACAUCGUUCCUCUGUUCCUCGGGACAACUUCGGACUUUCACAUUGAUGAAGAGGAUUUGAUCUUCUUGUGCCCAUCAUCCCCAGAACAGGAGCUGCAUGGUCAGUGUAGAGUCAUCAUUCAGCAUGUUCCUACUGGUAUAACCAUUGGAUCUUCAGGUGAGAGAAGUCACUUCGGAAAUAAGAUCAAGGCCCUCAACCGAUUAAAGGCCAGACUUCUCAUAAUCGCUAGUGAGCAAGGAGUUUCAACCAUUAGCAACAUAAAGACGGAAGCUAUCUUUGAUGUGUGGAAGAACGAGGUUCGGAGAUAUGUGUCUCACCCAUUUAAGCUCGUGAAAGAUGUAAAAACUGGGAUUGAAUUGGCUGAUCUCAGUUCUGUCUUGGCUGGAAAUAUUGAACCUCUGAUUGGAGCUCAUAUAAAUAUAAGACGUUCCAGGUCCCUUAUAAUACAAAGAGAAGCUUCGAACAUUCAAGAAAUACACCAACACUGCAGUUCUUACGAAUGAAUGGAAAGAUAGAAGUAUCUUGCAAAAUUCUUGGACAAGAUGUUACUGAUGGCCCGAAAGAG